CUGGCACUGGCUGGAGCGCCGCCAAGCCAUCACGGGAAGGCUGCCAUGCCGGGAGAGCGAGCGGAGAGGGAGAGGAGGAAGAGAAAAAAGCCAGGCGAGACUUGGCAAGGAUGCGCUGUACCUCCCUUUGUCUUGCGCUCCGCUUUGCGCUGAGGAAAAUCCAAAACACCAAGGGUGUAAGAGCUCUGCUUCAACGCUGAAAAACAAAACCCAAACAAGGCGAACCAAAAAAAAAAAAACCGACUAACUACUCUGAAAUAUUUCAGGGAGCAGGAGGGCGAUGGGUGCGAUAAACGUAGCUGAUAUGCAGUUCACCAAAGGCUCCAGCAAAACCACUGUUUGUUUAGUUUUGCUUUUUGUUGUUGUUGUUGUUGUUCCUUAACAGAAGCGAGUCGCUUCAGCCAAGAAAGGAGCAUAUUGUCAAAAACUCUUGCUUUUUGUCAGUUUAUAAGCGAAGCGCACAGCAGCUGUCUGUCUGGCUUUUUUGGAAACAGAAGGAGCUUCCAUAAAUGGGUCUUGGUCUUCAAGAAUAAGGAACUGCUGAAUCCAAACAAGUGUCAAGGAGAAAAGUUUGCUGUUUUCAUUUGUCGGGCUGAUGUUCUCGCAAGCUGGAUUCUUGGAAGUUGCUUUCGCCCUUUCAAACUUUGGCGAUCGUCAGGUAUAAGCUCUUCACCCAAGCAACAGGUUCCGAGGGGGACGACUGGCGGUUUGGACCCAAAGCGGGCGUGACCUCGCCUCAGACCGUGCAUCUUCUCCAGCCCAGACAUCUUCUCAGAGGAACCCAACACUGUUUCAAACUGUUGAAGCACAGCUGCACUCACUCGCUUGUGGAGUCCAUUGUAGAAGUAUGCGAAGAUGAUUUUUUCCAUGUCUUGCCAUAACAGGGACAGAAGUAAGAGUUGUGCCCCGCCGGCGAGACAUCGCUUGCAGCCGAAUGGCCGGCGGACUUCGGUCGGUUCGUUGUUGUGCUACGUCUACCUUUUGCGGUUUCUCGCGGGAGAAAUGGCUGCUGUCAAGAAGGCCCGAAUGGCUUUUCCUUCUGGUUACAAUUUUAUAUUUAAAUGCAUGUAUAUUUUGUUGGGAGACAGACUGUUCAGACCCGCAGAGUAGGAUCCUGACAUCUGGUUUAUGAAGAUUCUGUGCUUCAUGUGUUCCACCACCAAGAGGAAAGCACUUGUGAUUGGGUGGAAAAAGGACUGUGGAGCUCUGGGUGGAGGGGAGGAGUAGGACCUCACAGCUGGGGGAGGAGAGAAGCAUCACGUCAGUGGGAACCGAACGACGCCCCCGUUUCCCGAGGGCACGCAAAUGGCCCUGUUUGGUAUGGGUUGUUUCUGGGGAGCCGAGAGGAAGUUCUGGACACGGAAGGGCGUGUACUCCACUCAAGUGGGCUACGCCGGGGGAUUCACACCCAACCCCACCUACGAGGAGACCUGCACAGGUAAAACCGGCCACGCCGAGGUGGUGCGCGUCGUUUUUGAUCCCGCCGAAGUGACCUACGAGAACCUGCUCCGGGUCUUCUGGGAGAACCACGACCCCACGCAAGGUAUGCGGCAGGGCAACGACGUGGGCACGACGUACCGCUCGGCCAUCUACGCCUACUCCGCGGAGCAGAUGAGGCGAGCCCGGAGCUCCAGGGACGAGUACCAGAAGGCCUUGACCGAAAGCGGUUACGGUAAAAUUACCACGGAGAUCCGCGAGGCCCCCGACUUCUACUACGCCGAGGACUACCACCAGCAGUACCUGAGCAAGAACCCGACGGGUUACUGCGGGUCGGGUGGCACUGGGGUCACCUGUCCCACGGGGCUUCGCAAGUAGGCGACUCAUCACUUCUGGAGGCGGUGGCUUUUCGAAUAAUACCGCGGUGCAAGAGCUGCGAAAUCAGUAUGGUUUAAAACAGAAGCGCUUCUCGCCUACCUGUCUCGACGCGCACCUGGGGACAAUUGUGUACAUAUCUACAGAGCCCUAUUAAUAAAUCCUUCUUAUGAAUA
Molecule: messenger RNA, 1988 nt
Organism: Scleropages formosus (Asian bonytongue)
Lineage: Eukaryota; Metazoa; Chordata; Actinopteri; Osteoglossiformes; Osteoglossidae
Gene: msraa
Product: methionine sulfoxide reductase Aa
Exons: 7
Coding region: 1306-1815 (169 amino acids)
Biological process (GO): cellular response to oxidative stress
Cellular component (GO): cytoplasm
Molecular function (GO): peptide-methionine (S)-S-oxide reductase activity
Source: RefSeq, a predicted model, not a curated record